UUAAAAGGGGGUAAGAAGUAUAAAUUAAAUUAGAUAUAUCUCUGUUUUAGCUUGAAAGACGCAUUGUUUACACAAGGCCGUUAACGAGGGGAAUUAGUAAUAUUCUGCUGUUUACACGAAAUGAAGUAAAUAAAACAACGCCCACGUCUUUUGACAUGGUUACCAACUUUGAGACACAAGAAGAAGAAGGGCAAGACGUAAGACUUUUGGUGGUCAAGUUUGUAUCGGGACUCAUAAUAUUGGCAAUGAAUGACGGCAGUUCAUAUCUGUAGAUGGAAAUGUUCUUCACUUCUACUUCACGAUCUUUCUACAUUGUCAUUGAAAUAUUGAAAGUCAUCUUUAGUCCUCAAAAGAAGGCUUUAAAUUUAUGUUAUCCACUUCAGUAAAAGAAUUUUCUUACAGUUUACAGACAUACAUGAUACAGCUAGUACAGUAGUAGUUGAAUGAAAAGCAUGACAUAAAUAACUUAAAUAGUAACCAAGGGAACCAGUCAGAAAAAAGUGACCUGUCAACUAUUCUAAUUGACCAGCCAUUGAAUACAUUAUCAUCCGACCCAAAGAACCAAAGCAUUUCGAGUGACCAUAACGAAAAGACCAACGGUUCCUCCGGACGAUUUUUUCAAUCUUUGAUUAACAAAAGAGAAUACAUUCGUGGAAAAGUUCAGAACAUCCAGAAAAACAUCAGUAGCUUUCGUAAUAAAACUUGUAACAAAAGUCCCAAGAAAGAGAGAAAGAGUCCUAAAAAGGAAAGAAAAAGUCCUAAAAGAGAGAUAAGGAGUCCAAAAAAGGACAAAGAAAUAGUAAAAUGCUGCAUUAACGAGGAUGAUAAGGAAGAUAGUCCUAUACAUUCAGAUAAAAUACAUUCAAUAUGUUCCGGACUCAGUAACUACCAGAUAUGUUUUGUAGAACUGAUCGAACCAGAAACGAGCGAACCAGAAAUACAAGUUGACAUUGACACAGAAACAAUGGCCGUCAAAAGAAAAACUGGCGUCUGCUCACAGACUCCAUUACCAGAAGACAUGUUUUAUAAAACUGAAGAUGAAAAUCAAAAUGAAUUACCAGCACAAGGUGGUGCCGAUAGCCAAACUACUGGUACGGAAACUGUUAGUAAAAGUUUAGAUAUGGAGGCAGAUGAAGGAGAGGAAAAUGAUAAGUUGACUCCAAUUGAAGAUGAUUUACCUCUAGGCAGUGAAGGAAAAAACAAAAAAACAUUUGAAAGAGCUCAUACAUUAGCAUCAGACAUGUUCGGGAGUAAAUUUAGUGCAUUAAUUGAUAAGCGUCUUGCUAUGUUAAAAUCUAGUCAAACACCAGGCGGUAGCUUUGAUUCGGUCAACACAAGUUCCUCCAGUAUCAACAGUGUAGAUAUGUUGCUUCAAGAACGCAGUGAAGAUCCUGAACAAGUUCUCCUUAACUUAGGAUUUGCAGCAGGACAUUCGGAAAUGGGAAGCUCUUUAAGUAGAAUUCCUGAACGAUUCCUUCUCAACCAGUCUCGUGCAAGAGGAAUUAACUUAGAAGAGUUCUUGGAAGAUAAUCCAGAAUUGAAGACUUUUGUUGGAACAUUGAAGAAGAAGGGAUCACGAUCAGGUGCAUGGAAAGCAGCUAGAUCAAUGUCAUCUGUCUUGUUUCAUCUGAAAAUGUCAGCCACUGCCAGUAAACAGAAGCAGAUGGGAAUGGCAGACCUGCAGGAUACAGGACCAAAAUCCAUUCUUAUUCCUGAAAAUCAACAGGCACUAGCACGUCAAGGUUUUUACACCCAACAUUUGGGUUACUGUCCUAAGAAUAUUGGACAGGGCUCUGACGUCACAAGCACACCAGGACAUGCCACACAGAAAGGUGUAACUGACAAAAGAUUAUUCUCCAACCCAGUAGCAGCGAAGCCAUCUGAUGCAGCUUCUAAGCGUAAAAUGUUUCAGAAAACUCACACACAAAAAUGGAGUCUUGUGGAAUCUGAUGAAUCGAAAGAAACUUCCAAUCCAAUGGGAGCUUCUGAAGACAUUUCUCCGAGUUUUGACAAGGGUUAUAGUAUGGAUUUUAGUACGUCUGCUUCCAUGGAUAGUUCUGAUUCUCCGUUUAGUCCAGACAUUCGCUUCUGUUCCAGUUCAGAUCUGCGACAACAGCAUGAAGCAGAUGCAUUAAAGAAAAUGGAAGACUGUUAUUUCCAGUCAGCAGCAGAAGUUAAUAAACAAGGAAUUGGUGACAUACGUCACCAUAAAGUGGAUAAUUUUCUGACUGUUCAUGAUGGUGAUGAUUAUACAGUGUCCCCACCUAUGUCGAAACAGUCGACUGUUGAACGUGUGAAAACUUUAUCAAUUGGUUCAACGCAUGACGAAUCUGUCAGUGAUCAAGUCAAAAUUGUUGUUUCUCAGGAUUUAGAAAGUGUUUCUGCUUCUUUAGCUAGUGAAAUGAAAGCAGAUGAAAAUAGUUUAAAUUUAUUAAAUAUUGAACGAUUAUCAGACACAGAGUCAUCAUCCGAUUAUACGGUCGUAGACAAACAUUCUAUAACUAGCCUAGAUAGUCCAGAUGUCUUUGAAAAUCAAACAGAUUCUGUGGAUAAAAAGGAAUUGGGAUCACAUAUGGACAAACCAGAUGAAAAUGAAAAUUUCCCAAUGUUUAAAUUUUCAAAGCAAACAGCCAACUUUCAGGAAUCACCUAUAAUAAGAAGCCCAUGUCUUCAAGAUGAUUUAUCAAGAAUGGGUAGUAUUCAGUCUGAUAGUAGUGGUUUCGGGGAUGCAGACUAUAGUGCAGAUAUGACACCACAUGAAUCUGAGGCCCCUAGGUUUUCAAAUCUUGGAAGUUUAGGAAGUAGUUCAGAAAGUGCUAAUACGUUGGCUAGUAGUGUUUCUACCAUAUUAGCAAGAGACUUUCUAGAGCUGGAUAACUCUACCCAUAAAACUGUUGAUAGUGAACGCUUAAAUGUGCCAGUGUAUUCUUGGAAAAAAAUUGGUGAUAGAUUAUCAGACAAUCGAGGACAGCAACCAAUAUCUUCAACUCCCAAUUCUUAUUUUAGAAAUCCUGCCAAGGAAACUUACAUCUCUAUGUGCUAUAUUCCUAGCAUUGGAAAAAAGAAGCUUUCAAAGACAUCAGAGUCCACACAGGUGCAUUCUGGCACAGGCCGGGGUCAUAAUGUGCCUUUUACUAAAAACCAUGUUUCGAUUUUUGUGACUAAGGAAAAAAGUGUAGAACGAAAAGAGGAAAAAACAAGUGAGACAAGGGAGUCUCUUACAUCCAGUUAUUAUUCUCCUUAUAAUGUGCAUUCUAAAGGAAAACUUAAUCAAAGCUAUCUAGUGCCCCCUAGUUCAAGAAUCACAGAACAAUAUAGCGGUAAUUCUACACCAGAACUGUCUCACAGUUGGUCACGAACUGGUUCACGAGGGGCUCAGUAUUCAAAAUCCCAUUUCCAUUUUGGAUCUCGUGAUUCUAUAUUGUCAGAAAGUGAGAUAUCUUAUUGUUCAACACCAGAUAGUUCAACCGGUUGUAGUGGUACUGAAACAAUGGAGUAUAGUAAACUAAUUAAACUAAUUAAUCAACCAGUCAGUAUACAGGGCUAUAAACGCAGCAUUAUUCAUUAUAAACCCAAGCAACAUGUUAGAGAGUGGACCAACUUAAUACGCAAAAAGAGGUUACAAGAAGAAACAUGUAUGUUACAGUAUGCUAUACAGAAGUAUAAAACCGAGCUUCACUCAAUUGAAACAGCCUUUAUUAUACAGUUUCAACAAGCUUAUGAAGAACUUACCGAUGAAGAAAGAGAUGAAGUAGAGGAGUUGCAACAUCUAUGGACAGCAAUACAUCAACAACUACUAGAAACAGAACAUUUAUUAUCACAAAGAUUGAAAAAAGUUAAUUCUGGCAAUGAUUUCUUUACUUUUAUUUCUACACUCAGUGUUCUACAAAAGAUGAUAUUGUUAUUAAGAGAGCAGUUAUACCAGCAACAAGUUACGAUAGGCAAGGACGAUUUAGAUACUGAAUACCAGUCUUCUUUAUUAUCACAUCAUAGAUCUCACAGCUAUAGUGGUCUGGAUGUUCCUCCUUCACCUUUCUCUCCUCGCCACCGUUCUCAUCAUAAUCUUGGCACUUCAACAAGAUUAGGUCAGAGUUUGGAUGAGCUUCGUGAUACCGUUAUUAAAGAUGUACGAGAAGAAUUACGUAAAAGUACCCAACAUUUACAUUUAGAUUUACAGUCAAAAGAUAAUGAAAUACAACGUUUAAAUUUAGAGCUAAUGAUGGAAAAACAUGGACUUUUAGAUUAUCAACGGCAUAGAAAUACAGUUCAGGAAACAGAUGUAUAGCAAUGAUCUAUAUAAAGCAUUAUAAUCAAUAAGCAAGGCAUUCCUAUGAGUAGUACAUAUAGCUCAGUCAACCUGUGUUCAUCUUUUGUAAAAAUCAAAUGUACUUUCGUUUACUGAUCUGUGAUGUUAUAUGUGAAAGUGCUGCCCAAUGACAAUGAUGGUUUACAUGACAAUAUUUAUGGGCUAAAGGAAAUGCAUAACGUUUUCAAAUUUUAACAUUUUUGUCAAGAAAAAAAUUUUAACAAUAUUUUUGAUGUUGUAUAAAGGCAAGUGUUUUCGAGGAAAAUGAACAUGCAGAAUCUAAUUGUGAAUCAUAAAACUUUGAUAUUAUUAAAAGUUUAUAUAAAUUGUGAUAUAUUACAGUUUGAGAAUUUACAUGAUCAAAAUCAAAAUAUUUGUGUGGUCACUAAAUUUGAUAAGUUUGUGAUUUUUUAGGAAAAUAAAUCUUAUCAAUUGCUGAUUUUGAUCAACAUUCCAAAUCUUGUUGGGUUUUUUUUUAUAAAUAAAUCAGGAGUUGCUGAAUUUGAUAAACACUCCAAAGUUGGUUAUUUUUUUCUAAAGAAAAGCUUAUGAAUUGCUGAUUUUGGUCAACAUUCUAUAAUUUUUUAAGGUUUAAUUCUUCAUUUUAUGUGUAGAAACUGUGAAUUUAGCAUAAUUUUAAGAAACUGUGUAUGAAUAACAUACAAAAUGAUAAAUAUUAAAACUAUUAUUUUCACCUGCACUAUAUGUUACUGGUAUAUUGAUGGAGAAUUGAAUCAUAAUAUGAAUAUCCGUGAUUUUAAACCCAUAUACUGAAUACAUGUAGUAAUUAACUUUUUAAAAUUAAAUCCACUGUAGUUUACUGUUGUAUUAUCCUGUGGAUAACUGACUUUAAUAACUCCAUGACUAUAAAUACAGCAUGUUGUGAUUGGUUUUUUGUACAAAUAAUCAUUUAACUUACUGGAUGAGAAACUGAAUAUUGGUCUAUAUCUUCAUUAAACUUUUGCUAUGGUGUAUUUUUACUUGUUCUGUCUUGAAGUAUUUUGAUUUGUCUCUCCUCUGGUCAUCACAAUAGCCAUAAAAAGGACUGGGAAAAGAGUCUAGACACUUAACACUAAAUUUUAAGGAGUUAACAAUAAUGUUAUUUAAGGGGUUUGUUUGCAAAAUUAUUUUUCUAUUUGUGCAUUUUCACUUAGCACCAUGAACUGUUACCUAAUUAUACAUGUUUCUGCUUUAUUUGGCGUAUAUUUUACAAAGGUUUAUUUUGUAUUGGAUUUUACAAAAUUGGUUGUUACAUGUAUCUAUAAUUUAAGUACAAAUAUUAUGUCAUCCUUGUUGUUGGCUUACUGUUAUUUCAUAUAAAGGUACAGGCUCUUUGUAAAGGUAUUGCCAAUGGUAAAUUAUUGAUAUGUGAUAGUCUAAUCUGUAUUUUAAGUCGUCUAUAGGUAAUACAACUCUUGAGCUAACGUCCUCAUUAAUGUAUUACUUAAUGCCUUGCUCUUAACCUUUAAGGCAGGAGAUGGUCUCAAAAGAUUGAUUUAACCUUUAAGGCAGGAGAUGGUCUGAAAAGAUUGAUAUAUUCUGAUUGAUUUAAAAGUGAUACAACACUUGGACUAACGUCCUCAUGCAAUAUCAGUAUAUUACUUAAUGUCACACUCUUUAAAUCACACAUAUUUCUAAACCUUUUUGUGCUUGUUCUGCAAUUGUUAUUGAAUGAGAAUUCUUGAGGCCAUUGAUAUUGCAAUAAACAUAUUAAUUAAUACUUGAUUUUAUAUUCUUCCUAAUUAUAAACCCAUGACUGUGAUUUUGAAAUAUCUACAAAUUAUUGAAAGUGUAAUAAUUUUGUAAUUUGAUAUAAAGGCUUUGAAUUAUAUUUGUACUAUGCAAUAUGUUAUUAUUAUAAAGAAUAUGUAUUAAUGUUGGUGUUCAAAUUAUUCUUUUAAAAUGGAA
Patella vulgata (common limpet) is the source of this 6214-nucleotide messenger RNA. Its product is annotated as protein ITPRID2. The transcript is spliced from 19 exons. The coding region runs from base 965 to 4285 and encodes 1106 amino acids. NCBI's taxonomy places the organism in Eukaryota, Metazoa, Mollusca, Gastropoda, Patellidae. Gene Ontology annotation, molecular function: signaling receptor binding. The record is from RefSeq and is a predicted model, not a curated record.